GGGCGGCGGCGGCCGUGUCUUUGCGGGGCUUCGGGGGCGGGAGCAGAGAGAGGCCUCGCACGGCCUGGGCGGGCCCCGGAGGGAGGUGUCAAGCGUGGCACUGUCUUACAUAUUUUUAUCCCAUCCCACACUAUCCGCUCCAAGAGGCUGUAAUGGUGGGAAUAGUAGACUUAAGCUUGCACCUGCAACUGGAGAGACUAUUCUCGAAGAGAGACUAUCCUUCCAUGAAGAGAUGCCCACCUUCCUGAUCCAACUGUUUUGGGAGAAAAAAAGCACUCGGAAUGUUUUUUCUACUGAAUCUGCUCUUUCCAUGAGAAGCCAAUAGUUAUGGACGCAGGAGUUGAGGUCAAACUGAUGGGACAGCAUCACCUGUAAGAUGCUGGAUGGCCAGUAACGAAUGCAGAACUUUCAGAUUGAAAGAGACAGAGUUGAGGCUCUUGGUUGUGAGCAGGCAUGGGGAUUUCUAUAUCAUCACACAAAAAUACUCAUGUUUAAAAGAGUGGACACAGCCUUGUGAAGUCUUGCACCUACUGCUUCUCACUGGGUAAUCAGUUUGGAAUGGACAAGUCCACUGAGGGAGAGCAGUGACUGAGGUCUGCAAGACCAUCUUCCAAACCAUCUUUCUUUGAAUAACUCAGAUUGGAGUUAUUGGCAGAAUCUUCCAGGCCUUUGCUCUCUAUGAGAUUCUGAGCUGUCCCAAGACUUCUAAUGGGAUCCACAUUCCAAUCCAGUGACAAAUACAGCUAUUAUAAACUGCAAGGACUAUGAGGCCCUUUGUAUGGAGGUCUUGAGGAACAAUAAGGUAGAAUUUUUAACAACUUGGUAGACUUCAAUGUAUGGUCAUGAAAGAUGCCUGUGUCUUCUACAAGCUUUAGAAAGAGGAAGGUGAUUUUUUUUUUCCUUACAGGGAGAAGCUCAUUCAUGGCAUUUGGGUAACUCUCUGCUUUGUGGAGUAUACCGAAUACUUUCUGUACCACCAAGGCCAAACCUUGACAGUGGUAAACCCCAUGCCUAUUUUAACCACGUCCUUAUUUCUUGUAGGGUGGAAGUGGAGUGUGCAAGUGGUCAUCCCACUGCAAGAUCUGGAUUGCCUCAUGAUCUGGUUUCCUCAUGAUGUUUACUGAUGAUUUGUCAUCAGAUUGCAUGUUUGCUCCCCGCACUGAUGGAAUUAACCUUCUGGGGAGUAAAGUCAGAUCCUUUUCUGUAUGAGCUCAGCUUUUUAUGUCUAGAAGGGCUGUCUUAGCCAAGGCUUUGUAUGGUGCUGCUCCUGGGCAUCUUUUGAAUCUCUCUCUGUAACCUUAGUUGCUUCAUGUGUUUAUUGUAUGUUACACCUAAUGCUUUGUUCAGAUCAGGUCUGCAUUCUUUUUCUCUGGCAGGCACUGUACUUCAUUCAUAUGCUCUGUUCUUUGUUUUUCAGGGUCAAGUUGUAAUUCCUCGGUGCUCAGUACAUGCCUGGCAUAGAUGUUGAUAGGCUGCUUCUGCUUUAUCUUCAUUAUGUCCAUCCUGAAAUUUUGUCUUUGACGCUUUUUAGGAGUUUCUGAAUUGCUGGAUUCAUGGUUGUUGAUUGCCUUUAUCUGUCACUCUCCUUCUGCUGCUGUAAACUUCGACUUUAAGCCUGAAAGUCUCUCUAAAAUGUGAUUCAGUUUACUGUGGAGCACUUCAGUCCCCAAAAUGAUGUGCAGAUCAUUCAAACCCAGUGGUAUCUACUGAAGGAUUUCAAAGAGAUUUUCAGGAGUGUCACAGGUUGUAUCUAAAGAAAAUACGAAAGAUGUAUUCAUUUCUGAGUUCAGGUUGGUGUCUGAUUCUUGAAAUAUGUCCUCAUCUUCUCUUAGGAGCUGGAUGGGGUCCACAGUGUCAAUUCUGCCUCUCUUUUGUGCUGAGAAUACCUGUGGUGGUUGUUGAACUGAAAAAAUCUCUAUGGUUUCCUUUUACUUAUGGGGAGAAGAGCACCUAAGGACCAACAAGUUCAUUUUCUUAUGCUGUAGCUUUCUUACUGACAGUUUGCAUCGUCUCACUAGCUUAUUAUAGCACCUGAUAACUUCUCUCUCAUCUAGUAUUGGUACCUCAAAGUGUUGCAGUCUGGUGUUGCCUCUUGUUCUUCAGUAGUAGGUAUUGACGUUCGGAGCCCUGCCUCGAACCUUUUAGGUGUCUUUGCUGAUUGAAAGCAUUUCUGUAGAGUGAGCUAUGUCCCAAAGAUGUUAAUGAGUCUCCAGAAUUAGAGACCAAAAUUGGGUUUCUAAGCUAUGUGAUGUAUUGGAAACAAUAGCAUAUGCGAUUUUUUUGUUGUUUAUCAUUUCAUAUGCCUCACUGUUCCUGUAGGAGGUUGUCGUUGGCCAGCAGUUUGCACUGCUAAGGCUGCUGCACUCUAGACCAUAUAGAGGCUCCUGUAGAGUGCCACAAGGCUGUGCCGAGGCAGGCAGCAUCCAAGCAGCUGUGACUGCAAUGCGGGCUAAGAGGGUGAGAGCAUGAGAGAGUUUGUUUUCUUCCCAGAUUUCCUUAUUUGAAGGUUCAUUGUUCUAAUUCUGGUUCUUAUAAAACCUGGCGUUUGGAACUCAGACACCAUUGCCCUGGUUUCGGUGUUUGCUGCAAGGAGAAAGUGCAGGCAGGUCUCCUCUAGGCAGCCGGCAUCCUGCCAUGGUACAUUUCUGUGUCUGCAGCUGACCACAGGGCAGGGACAAGGGGAAAAUGGUAUUGGUGAAGUUCUGUCCUUUCUCAGAAGCACUUUUUUUGGUUGUACCAGUGAAGCAGUUGUAUCAGUUAUUAUGAUGCUUCAGAUAAUGAUAGGUCAACACAUGUUCAGCUCCUCCUGAGAUACCCUCCAUUUCAUUUUCUUUUAUUUCCCGUGGCCAGCCCUGUAUACAGCCUGACCAUUUUUAUGUAACUUCCAUGUUUUAUUUCUCUUUGCAAGACCGGAAAGUCAGCUUUUAUACUAGAUCCUAGUCCCUCCAGGCUUCCUGCUUUCUCUGAGUACUUUUUAAUUUUGUUUUCUUUCUUGCUCAGCAGACUUUAGCAGACUGACCUCAGUGCAUGUACUAUGUAUUAAGUACAACAAUAAAAAGGAUUCUGUAUUUGUUAAGCCAAACUGGGUCCCUGUGAGCAGAACUAUCUUACAGCAUUGCAACUAGCCAGCUUUCUUCACACACGUAUGGAUUCAUUCCUGCAUCAAGCUAAUAGGAGUGUGGUGCUGAAAGUGUUCACGAAGCCAUCAUCACAUGCAUGCUCUGUAACCGCUUUAAUAACCUGAAUUUCCAUCUUAAAGCAGGUAGGUUUUCUGGAAAGUUUUCCCAGAAUCUGGUUGGUCCAGUGGUUAAAAAUCUUAUUUCUAGCCGUGGACAAUCUGUAACCAUUAUUUGGAAUGUCCUCGCUUCCCUCACCCUCGUCUUCCAGUGUAUUUGUAGAAAGUAAUGUGUUCCCUUUCAUAAGCUCUCCUUUGUAGCCGUGCCCUGCAUCAGAUCCAGUUUGAACUCACCUUUCUUGAAGAGGCUGACCAGCGCUAUAGGCAGAAUUCCAGGAUGUGGGCUCCUCCCCUUAAACUCAGAAAAGACUUAAAGCAGGCAGCUGUGCCACCUGGAUGACCAUCCCCUCCUCUCCUGCAAGGCUGGCUUUGCGCCCCUAUCUGCCGAUACGUACAAAUUCUGAUUCCUGCUUCUUGCUGUGCCGUGCGGAGAAGUGGAUCCACCCUCGGGCUGUCAUUUCCUGGCACUGGUGGUCUUCCCGACUGCUCAGGAAUGGAGAAGGUGGUUGUUUGUCCAUACAAAAGGCCCAAUGCUCUCUAUAGGCUGAUUUGCUUUCCGUGGGCUGGAGGUGGAACUUCUCAACUUGCUCAAUGGGGCAAACUCUUCAGCAGCUCAGUUGAAGUGUCCUCUGUAAGGCUUCCUGGAAGAGAAUCUCGUCAUAAGGAGCCUUUUGCGAAAGACAUGGCAACCGUAGUUAAUGAAAUUACAAGUGCUUUGUUAAAAGAACUGCAAGAAAAACCAUUUGCGUUUUUUGGUCACAGUUUUGGAUCUUACAUUAGUUUUGCAGUUGCACUGCACUUGAAAGAGAAGUAUGGACUAGAGCCGUUCCAUCUUUUUCUGUCAGGGGCACAUGCCCCACACUCUGAAGCAUUUCUUCCCAUCAAAACGGUAUCCAUCUCUGAUACAAAAGAUGAGGAUGUUCUUAAGUAUAUAGAAAUUUUAGGAGGAACUCCUUCAGAGCUUCUGCAAAAUGAAGACGUUAAGGAACAUCUGAUACUUACUUUCAGAGAAGACCUUAGAGUUCUUCAGACAUUGUCUUUUGAGAAGGCAGAAAGGAAUAUCCCCUUCUCUUGCGAUAUCACCUGCUUUAAUGGGUCUGAAGAUAAAUCACAUGAUGUAGAAGCCUGGCACGAUCUAACAAGUGGAGAUAUUUCCUUUUACGAGCUUCCUGGAGGUCACUUUUAUCUGCUGGAACCCUCUAAUGAAAUUUUCUUGACAAAGCACAUAACAAAAUGUAUAGAAAAUGCUGGUCUAUGAGUAUUUCCCUCUAUUUUAAUGGCAGAAGGUGUAAGAUUAGUCCAAAGCACUUCAUAGUAAGUCAUUCUUUCUGUACAACUGCAGGUAGUCAUGCCUAAGAGUUGCUCUGUUCCUCCAGAUCUUUGUAAUCAUUUAAAAGGGAGAGUUUUUCUGAUUAUUUUUUUUUAAAUAAACAUUGGCUUCGGUUCUUAAAAAAGUUUUUGUCUUUUCCCUCUUCUCAUCUUGGAUGUGCACAAACUACAUUCCAUAACCUCAUUUGCAAAACAUGACAGGUAUAUUAUUUUACUUUUUAGAGUUUCUCUGUUUAUGUGCUCCUGUAAAAAUGCUAAA
Molecule: messenger RNA, 4823 nt
Organism: Chroicocephalus ridibundus (black-headed gull)
Lineage: Eukaryota; Metazoa; Chordata; Aves; Charadriiformes; Laridae
Gene: OLAH
Product: oleoyl-ACP hydrolase
Exons: 9
Coding region: 3729-4493 (254 amino acids)
Biological process (GO): lipid biosynthetic process
Source: RefSeq, a predicted model, not a curated record